Messenger RNA from Symbiodinium pilosum, 1481 nucleotides. The record is from the annotation of a GenBank genome assembly. NCBI's taxonomy places the organism in Eukaryota, Dinophyceae, Suessiales, Symbiodiniaceae.
GAGCACGCCAGGUCCGGACUGGAGGAUCCUUUUCUCUCAGCAACGCAGAUCGCGGACUGGAUCCGUAGGACAACAGGUGACAAGGCCCCAGUGCCAGCAGACCUUACCAUCGGAGCCAACUUCCAUCGUAGACAGCCAGUGUCGGCCACAGCACCCCCUGGUCGUCCCGGAUGGCUCCGCGAUGACGAGGAAGGCCGCCCCGGCGUUUCUCGAUACUUUCCAGGCGAGAGGUGGUAUGAUGCCUUGAUGGGCUUCGUGGCCUUCAUAUACCAGGGCUAUCAGCCUAGCAAGCUUCAGCCGACAGUGGAAGUCACCCGCUAUCUCUCCAUGGCCUUCCCCGUGAAGGGCAAGGAGCUUUCAAAGCUGGCCGACGCCUUAGAAAGAAGAGGUGCCGACAUCCUCCCGUCUGAGGCGCGCAAGGUCAUCAAAGCCUGGUCCAUUGAUGUUGGCCUGGGAGACCCUGAGUACGAAGCUGGGGAUGAAGUUGCCGCACAGGACCAUUACCAUGGCCUUGUUCGCCGAAAGUCUCACAGCAGCAACAAGGGGGUGCUCCAGUCGUUGACGUGCCCACAGAGCAGCACCUGCAACCUGUGGAACCUGCUUCACGUAACUGUGAGCACUGUGGCAGCUCGGGGUUUCUCCGGGCGAACGUUGCUUGGAGACGGCAGUAUCCUAUCGCAUGGAAGCGAGGGUGGCAUGGCCCUGAGAUUCCAGGAUCCAGAGAUCGGCGUAAGGGAGGCUCAGGCCUUUGUCCGAACUUUUGUUGACAAUUUCCUUAGCUGCAAGCUGUGUCGCGAACGGUUCAUCUGGGAUUACGACCAGUGCAAUUAUGGCCGCUGCGAUUUCAAGGACUGGCAGUCUCUGCCCCUUUGGCUGUGGCGGGUGCACAACGCCGUCAACUUGCACGUAGCCGCUCACACAGGCUCACCGGUAGACCGGCGCUGGCCCGAAUACCAGGAUUGCCCGCGGUGCUGGCGACAAGAGCUGGUGCUGGGCGAUCCCGUCAGGCUUCUCUCCGAGCAGCCCAGCGUCUACGACCAGCAGGCUCUAUCUGAGAGUCGAUGGUCUGCUGCAGAGUUGGACCUGCCUUUCCACCUUAAGGCGGUCUUCUGGCACUUAAUAAGUACCUUCGUCGGCGUCCGGCGGAUUGUCUUCGCCCUUGAAGACUUCCAGGGCACUGAACGCGACGAGGUGAAGCAUGUCCUCACAAAGGAGGGCAUUAACACAAGCCCCAGGCGGCCGGCCCCCAGUCCUGGCCCCCCCUCGGCUGGUGGCCAGGUGCCGCUUCAUCCAGGGCCGCAGCUUGGGGGGACACUAGAGCCUCUGCGGAGCUUCGACCAAAGUCAGAGUGAAAGUGCGCACUCCGCGCAAUCCAUCUUCCUGGCGCUCUUGGCAAUGGCGAGCGGUGUGGCAAUAGUCAUCUGCUACUUUGGCCAAGACACCAUGGAAGGCCCAUUGGAUGCUGAAGACUUGGAAGACAG